Molecule: messenger RNA, 2071 nt
Organism: Morone saxatilis (striped sea-bass)
Lineage: Eukaryota; Metazoa; Chordata; Actinopteri; Moronidae
Gene: ifrd1
Product: interferon-related developmental regulator 1
Exons: 12
Coding region: 196-1482 (428 amino acids)
Cellular component (GO): nucleus
Source: RefSeq, a predicted model, not a curated record
CCGCCCUCUUCUCACGCAGCCCUGUUUUAUGAGGGAAAAUGUAUCGUCUCGGCCAACAGACUAUCUCCAAGAUCGCUUUCAAUUCCUUUUUAUCUACUGUGCCACGGGAAUAUUUUCAUUUUACGAGACAAUACAAUAAAAGCUGGUCGUGUAUUGGCUGAUUUUUGAUCAAAUUAUACAUUCGUUUGCGCGAAAAUGCCAAGGACCAAGAAGAAGAAUAGCAGGGGAGGGCAGCAUGGACAUGUGCAGCCUUUCAGUGAUGAGGAUGCCUCCAUUGAGACCCUCAGUCAUUGCAGCAGCUUCAGUGACACCACCAGUGUCGCAGAUGAAGGUGGAGAGGCCAGUGAGGACACAGCCCAGGAGGAUUUCCAGUACAAGCUGAAGGGGUUCAUAGACAGCACUGUGGAUAAGAGUGCUAAGACCAGACAAGGGGCACUGGAUGGGCUUAAGACGGCAAUGGCCACACGGAUCCUGUAUGAGUUCAUCUCGGAAAGAAGGAUGACCAUCACAGACAGCAUUGAACGAUGCCUCAAGAAAGGCAAAGGCGAGGAGCAGCGAGCGGCAGCUUCUUUAGCCUGCCUGCUGUGUAUCCAGCUGGGCUCGGGCAUCGAGAGCGAGGAGGUGUUCAAGACCCUCAAACCCAUCUUCAAAAACAUCCUGGCAGAUGGAUCAGCCAACAUACAAGCCAGACAGGCAGUGGCGACAAGUCUGGGCCUCUGUACUUUAGUCGCAGAAGAUGAUAUUUUGGACGUGCAUGCUACCAUGGAGUGCUUUGAGAACCUGUUCACCCGGUCCUAUGCUAGGGUGGAUGGAACCUGUCCUCUGAUCAGUCCCCAGACAAGCCAGCUCCACACCAACGCCCUGCUGUCCUGGGCACUGUUGCUCACCAUCUGCACUGCCAACCAGCUCAAAGACGUCCUGCACAAACACCUGCCUAAACUGCCAAGAUUGCUGGAAAGUGAGGAUGUCAACAUGAGAAUUGCUGCAGGGGAGACCAUUGCCCUGCUCUUUGAGCUGGCCAGAGACAUGGACUCUGAGUUUGAGUUUGAUAACUGGGAGGAACUGUGCGACAAACUGAACGCGUUGGCCACAGACUGUAACAAGCACAGAGCCAAGACGGACAAGAGGAAGCAGCGGUCGGUGUUUCGGGACGUCCUGAAGGCUGUCGAGGAAGGUGACUUCCAGCCUGAGAACAUUCGUUUUGGGACAGAGCGCAUGACCAUUGAUAGCUGGGUCAGAAAGAGGACUUACGAUGCUUUCAGAGAGUUUGUGGGCUCUGGGAUGAAUUACCACCUACAGGGUAAUGAGUUCAUCAGAGAUGUGUUUGAACUGGGACCACCCAUGCUGGUUGAUUCCGCCACAAUGAAGGCCAUGAAAAUCUCUCGCUUUGAAAGGCAUCUGCACAACUCUGCUGCGUUCAAGGCGAGGACCAAGGCCAGAAGCAAGUUCAGGGACAAGAGGGUGGAUGUGGGAGAAUUUUAACAAAUCUAUUUUUUUCUGUCUUUUUUUGACUCUAAUAACAUUUAUCAGGCGUCCCUGCUUUUUAGAUCAAUUGUCACGACUUUGUGUCACCCUCCUAUGAAAUCCUUCUUUUGAUUACCAAACUCACCCUCUGCAGAGUUGAAGGGUGGAUUUGCUCUGUAGCGCACAGAAGUUUCCCUUUUUCAGCCACCUUUCAAAGCUGCAGGAGGUGAGCAUUUUGAUAAUCAAACAAUAGAUUUUGUAUAGCGAGAGUAUAACUUUAAUGUAUCCACACAUUAACAGUGGUGUUGUACAUACAGUGUAUAUUUGGUCUGUCCUCAUGUUAAUAUUCAUCAUGUGGCCUUUUUAUUUGAAUAUAUGUAAUAAGUUAUAUAACUUAGCCAGCAUUUGUCUUUGCACCAUGUACUUCUGUUUAGUUCAUAGCAAUGUCAAAAACAUGUUGUGACUGUCAUAACCCUUUUCUUAUUUAAGUUGCACUACCUUGUUAACCCAUAGCAGGUUAUUUCCAGUGAAUAUUGUGUUGUCUUUUUAGUAUUGGGUAUGUAAUCUAAAGGGCAAGGAUGGUGAAAUAAACACUGAAAAGCUAUAA